GGCAUGGCCGGGACAUCUUCAGCGGGAAAAUGCUACACGUGGCUUGACCUGAACAGAGAAGAGACGGUGGAGAAGAACAAUGAAGAAGAGUCAUCAGUUGAAGAUGAAGACCAAGUCACGAGUAGUAAUAACGUUAGACAGUAUGUUCGAUCCAACAUGCCUCGGCUUCGUUGGACUCCUGAUCUUCAUCUCUCCUUCGUCCGUGCAGUUCAAAGACUAGGCGGUCCACACAGAGCGACACCGAAAUUGGUUCUUCAGAUGAUGAAUCUGAAAGGGCUGAGUAUUGCACAUGUCAAGAGUCAUUUACAGAUGUAUCGAAGUAAGAAGCUGGAGCUGUCAUCUCGCCAUGAAAUUGGAGCUUUCAUGAGUGGACAAAGAAACUAUUUGAUGGACAUGAUAAACUCCGGAUGUAAUCCUUAUGGCGGUGAUUUAAAACAUGUCUAUAACUCUAAAACCGUUCCUUCCAGGGUACCCAAUCUUGAAGGUAACUUUCUUAUGCGACCAUCUAGCUGGUUGAGCGGGUUAUGCAAAAACAACCGAGACAGCAUAGAGAACAAGACUCUGCCUCUGCUCGAGAUUAGGAAGACUAUCAAUGAGAAAAGAGUACGAGAGGAAGAGGUAUCAUCAGUCAAACGAUUGAAAUCAAUAUCCGGACAGUUACCUGAGUUUGGAAAUUGCAGGCAAAAACCAGCAGAUGAUAUCAACACGAUGCUCUCGCUCUCUCUGUUCUCGACAUCAUCACCAGGACGAGACCGUAACAUCGCAUAAUCCAACAUAGUAGAGAGAUGAAGUUUAACUAUAAAGAGAGAUUCAAGAGUAGAGGCUUUUUGUUUUCCAUAGCCGUUUCUUGGGAUGAGUACUUAGCCAGGAUCUGGUUCAGGCUUGAUUCAGAUCCUGUAAGUACUUUCCUACUUAGAGAAAAAAUUAGUAUCACUCGAAACAAAACACAUGUAAUAAUAAUAUGUUUCUUCCUCCUCA
Capsella rubella is the source of this 978-nucleotide messenger RNA. Its product is annotated as putative Myb family transcription factor At1g14600. Gene Ontology annotation, molecular function: DNA-binding transcription factor activity; DNA binding. The coding region runs from base 4 to 768 and encodes 254 amino acids. The record is from RefSeq and is a predicted model, not a curated record. NCBI's taxonomy places the organism in Eukaryota, Viridiplantae, Streptophyta, Magnoliopsida, Brassicales, Brassicaceae. The transcript is spliced from 6 exons.